UAUCUGCUCCCGGCCAUGGUGACGCACUGUUCCUGGCACCCAAAGCGGACAGCCCCAGCCGCGCCCAGAAGGCCGCCCCAUUCCUACUGCCUCCACCCGGAAUCUGUGUGUGCCCCCCAGGCCCGCAGAGCGAGGUCGCCCCCCGGCCGGACCAGCAGGGUCUCCCUGCAAUUGCCCCAGGGGCCCGAAGGAGCAGGUGGCCCAGGCGGCAGUCACGCGGGCGCAGUUCAGGGGCUCCUUUGUGUGGCGACAGGGCUGCCAGAGAGGUUGCGUCCUUGGGUAGCCUUUGGAGCUACGCUUCUGGGUUUGGGGGCAGCGGGGGUGUGGGGAACACGGGGCGGGGCGGGGCGGGGCGGGGAGGCCCAUACGGCGGCGGGGGGCGGUGCCGGAGCCCAAGUUUACCCGCCGCGCGGCUGCGGGGCCGGGACGCGGAUAGCCCGGCCAGGAGCUAGGAUCAUCAAAUGGUUUGUCUCAAAGUUUAAGUACAUAUUCGGCCUUCGUUUUGAGACAAAGGGUCUCCAGAAGCUGGAGGUGGACCACCCCUGUGUCAUCAUUUCUAACCACCAGAGCAUCCUGGACAUGAUGGGCCUGAUGGAGGCCCUACCUGAGCGCUGCGUGCAGAUUGCCAAGCGGGAGCUGAUCUUCUUGGGACCCGUGGGCCUGAUCAUGUACCUUGGGGGCAUCUUCUUCAUCAACCGGCAGCACUCCAGGACCGCCAUGACCGUGAUGGCCGAUGUGGGCGAGCGCAUGGUCAAGGAGAACCUCAAAGUGUGGAUCUACCCUGAGGGCACACGGAACGACAAUGGAGACCUGCUACCUUUCAAGAAAGGCGCCUUCUACCUGGCGAUCCAGACCCAGGUGCCUGUCAUCCCUGUGAUAUACUCCAGCUUCUCCUCCUUCUACAACCCCAAGACAAAGCUCUUCAGCUCAGGAACUAUCAAGGUGGAGGUGCUGGAUGCCAUCCCCACCAGUGGUCUCACUGUUGCUGAUGUCCCCAAGCUGAUGGAUACCUGCUACCAGGCCAUGAGGACCACCUUCUUCCGCAUAUCCAAGACACCCCAGGAGAACAGGGCGGCUGCAGGACCUGGUUGCCAGCCAGCGCAGUAGCCGAGGCCUGGGGUGGGGCAGGACCCAGGGACAAGGCCUGGAUGGAGAGGGGACAGAGGGACCCCUCCCCCUGCCCUGGCUGCUUAGUUCCGCUGUGCCCUCCUCCCGAGGUUCCCCCGUUCAUCCGGGCCCUGGAUGCGGGAGGCUGCCUCCUGUCACUGGCCUCGGAUGUCCCCCCAAAAGGAGAGUCAGCUGGAACCUUCCCAAGAAGCCCACGCUUGUGCCUCUCAGACUCGGGAGCAGGCGAAGCACCAGCUGGGCCGACAGGCAGGGCUGAGCUGCACGGCCUCGGGACGAAUGGCCAGGGCUGAGACGCUCUACCCUCCUGCCGCGGCCCGUGGGGCGUGGAGGCCGGCUGGGCGGCCGGUCCUCUGGCAGAAACGGGACUCUGCGGGGGCGGGGGGGCGGCUGGACACCCGGUCUUGUGCAACCUGGGGCCUCAGGGAGAGCACACAGCAGAGGUCCUUGCUCUGCUGGCCUUGGAAGCAAGCCACCCAAACAGGCACUGCACACCGUCCGUGUUUUAUAAUAAACAAACCCUUGGAAGCA
Messenger RNA from Zalophus californianus (California sea lion), 1656 nucleotides. It is a transcript of the gene AGPAT2, whose product is annotated as 1-acylglycerol-3-phosphate O-acyltransferase 2. The transcript is spliced from 6 exons. Gene Ontology annotation, biological process: phosphatidic acid biosynthetic process. The record is from RefSeq and is a predicted model, not a curated record. Gene Ontology annotation, molecular function: 1-acylglycerol-3-phosphate O-acyltransferase activity. Gene Ontology annotation, cellular component: endoplasmic reticulum; membrane. Bases 16 to 1107 code for a protein of 363 amino acids. NCBI's taxonomy places the organism in Eukaryota, Metazoa, Chordata, Mammalia, Carnivora, Otariidae.